Messenger RNA from Psilocybe cubensis, 3033 nucleotides. RefSeq lists its product as uncharacterized. The record is from RefSeq and is a predicted model, not a curated record. Lineage: Eukaryota; Fungi; Basidiomycota; Agaricomycetes; Agaricales; Agrocybaceae. Gene Ontology annotation, molecular function: protein binding. Gene Ontology annotation, cellular component: endosome. The coding region runs from base 1 to 3033 and encodes 1010 amino acids. The transcript has 18 exons.
AUGGCUAAUUUACUGUCAAUACCAUUCAAAAAAGCUUAUCCAAUCGAAAUCAAACAGGCUACCAGAGCAUAUUUAUCAAACCAGGGAGGCGCCCACCCAGACCAAUUCAAGGAAGAUAUCAAAUCAUGGCAAGAUCUCAGAAGGGAUGGAGUAGGUGGCGUCGUGCAUGAAAAUCGGGUCGGGGAUUCUCUCUUGUACCACGCACAGCUUAUAUCCAUUUUGACCAAGUUACCAACGGAUAUGCAACUCGCAAUUUCAUAUGCUCCUGCUUUCACUCCAUCCUCCAUUCCGGUCACCUUGAAUAAUCUUGUUUUCGAACGCGCGUGCCUGUUAUUCAACCUAGCUGCUCUUUAUUCUCAGCUAGGCAGCGCCCAAGAUCGAUCAAACAAUGACGGUAUAAAGGGCGCUGCCGCGAAUUACCAGCAAGCAGCCGGGACCUUACUCUACCUCCACUCCGUUGUCCUUCCAAAACUUACCUAUUCUCCAAGCGAUGAAGAAAUCGCUCUUGACCUUUCCACUGAUUUCGUAAAGGGCUUGGAGUGGCUUAUGCUUGCUCAGGCACAAGAGUGUUCAUGGCAAAUGGCCAAACUCAAUCAGUACAAGAACUCGGUCAUAGCAAAAAUUGCAUCUACGGCUGCAUCUUUAUAUCGUUCUGCAUCGUCUGCAUUCCGAAAUGCACCAUCUGAAAUCAGAGCGCUGCUUCCUUCAGACUGGAUACCUCAUAUCGAGACCAAAGAGCACCAUUUCUCAUCUGUCGCGGAAUACAGGGAAAGCCUCGUUGAAUAUGAAGCUCGUAGAUAUGGAAAUGAACUAGGGCGAUUGGCGAAAGCUCAUAUCGAAGCCAAACAAGCUUACGAUGUUGGUCGACGUGGGAAGGUUGCAUCGACAGUCCUUCAAGAUGCACAGUCUCUUCUAGAAACUGUUAAGAAGAGUGAAGCCCGAGCCCAACGCGACAAUGAUCUCAUUUAUCACCAAGAUGUCCCAUCUCCAUCUGCACUUCCACCAAUCCAGGAAGCCAAACUUGUAAAUUCUACUAUCCCUAAAGGACUUCAAAAUCCAAGUGGUAUUCUUGGCACGCGACAUCAACUGUUCAGUAACCUUGCAGGAUGGGGUUCCCGCGAGGCGAUCAGUAUAUACAAAGACAGAAAACAAAAUCUUAUAAAGGAUCAAAUAUUCGACGUGGCACAGGAACUUCAAGAUCAGAUUGAUGAAGAGCUUCGGAGAUUAAACCUUCCAUCAGCUUUGGAAGCCCUUGAGCGACCAAUUGGGCUUCCCCCAAGUCUCCUUCGGAAGGCAGAAGAAGUGAGAUUAGAAGAUGGGCCAGCAAAGAUAGAGGCAUCUAUUGAAGACGUUCAAAGACUCGCACGUCAAGAUUUGGCUAUUCUCGAAGAGGCGCUGGAUAUUUUAGACACUGAGGCUUCCGAAGAUGAAGCCGCCAGAAAAGAGGUCCCACUGAACCGCUUGAAGUCAUACGAGGCGAAUGUUGAACUUAUAGAAAAGUCGAAGAGAUAUAGAAGCAUUCUAACUCAAGCUGCGGAGAGCGAUGAAACCGUCCGGCAGAAAUGGGAUGAAUGGGAGGAAAACAUAUGUGAAUUGACGCUUGACGAGGAAAUUCUUGAAGCCGCUAUUCCAUCAUCUACCAUUUCUUCGGCUGCACAAACAACGCCACAAGGACAAGUAACUCGAACCCAUGCCCGCGCUUUGCGUGUGAAGCUUGAAGAACUUGAUACACUGCGUCAAGAUCGAGAUCAAAUUCUGCAUCGGGCGCAGACUCUGGCUGAUGGUGAUGAUAUUCAAGGACGUAUAAUGCAAGCCGCUGCUGGGUUUGAACGUAUGGCAGAGGUUACGCCGGAUAUGUUUGAGGAUAUUUUGGAUGAAGAGCUUGCUAAAUAUGAUCGAUUUAUUGUGGAGAUGAAAGAAAUUCGGAGGAAACAAGAUGAAAUGAUCACGGAGAUCAAGAAUCUAAACACACAAUUUCUAGAUUCGAGAAAAGAUGACCCCAGUGUCAAAGAGCGCGAAAUCGCUUUGCAAUCCCUUGACAUGGCCUAUUCUAAAUAUAGAGAGAUAACUCGGAACUUGGAGGAGGGAUUCCAAUUCUACAAUGAUCUUGCUGCGAUACUCAUCCAAUUCAAAGAAGUGUGUAAAGCAUGGUGUCACCAUCGUAAUCAGGAGAUUCAUGCGUUCACGCGUGCGAUGCAAUCGAUGUCCAUAAAGGACGAUAAACCCCCGGAAGAAGUAUCCUCUGCGAAACCAAAACCAACUCCAACUAUGAAGAAAGCACCUGUGGUUCAAAAUACCUCUACACGAAAGGCUCCCUUGGGGAAGUCUUCAUUGGGUUUACCUGCUAUCAAUUCGAGUGAAUGGGACUUUGAGGAGCUCCCCCUUCCUCCUGGACCUGGAGAAAGAAGUCACGACUCCUCUUCCUCUUCUUCCUCAAAUUCAUCGUCUAAUUCGGACUCGUCGCACAAGAACUAUAAGAAAAUGGAUAUGCCUGGUGUUCCUCCCAGAUUUCCUGAGGCUAAUCGCGAGCACGCUGGCGCACCUCCUCCUUAUGCUGGCAACCCUGCACCCCCACCCUCCGGAUACAGACUUCCUCUAACAACAUCUGCAGCUUUUCCAGAUCACUAUCAAACUGGACAGCCACCCUUUUACGACGCCGAUGGGACAUCUCCGAUUUUCAUUGGAUCAGCCUUGUUUGAAAAAUCAGUUCAUCCAUGCAAAAUCGGACCUCAUCUUCAACCGUUUGCUUCAGUACCCUAUGGUGGAGGAGAGCACGGACACCAUGGACGAUACGAUCUCCUUCCAUUUAGGCCGGACCAAAUGGAAUUCGUGCAUACCUCUCACGGCAGGAUUCCUCCAGGAAGACGACCAGUCGAAGGAGGAUACGAAGAGGGUGGUGAAAGACUUUAUCAUGCUGUUGGGAUGGUUAAUGGCGUGAAGGUUCCAGGAAAAGCUGGAGAACAUCUGAAUGGCUGCCGACUGGCGUUCGGUGGAGUUGAAUACUCUUUGGAGGAUAAUUAUGAGAUAUUGUAA